Metschnikowia bicuspidata var. bicuspidata NRRL YB-4993 is the source of this 498-nucleotide messenger RNA. It is a transcript of the gene CSP1, whose product is annotated as Csp1p. Bases 138 to 431 code for a protein of 97 amino acids. The transcript has a single exon. Lineage: Eukaryota; Fungi; Ascomycota; Pichiomycetes; Serinales; Metschnikowiaceae. The record is from RefSeq and is a predicted model, not a curated record.
ACAAUUGCCGCACGUCUAUAUAAAGCGCCCGUGCCACCCACCCCGGCUUUCCUCUUCCAUCACUUUCUUGUUUGUAGAAUCAAAGCAAUUUGAAUCAAACCAGACCGAACCAAGCAAUCUAACCGAACCAAAUAAAUAUGAGUUGUUGUGCAUCUACCCACCCUUCUUGCAAGUGCGAGAAAUGCCAGGGAGGCAACUGCCAGGGAGCCAAGUGCCAGUGCGAAAAGUGCCAGUGCGACAAGUGCCAAUGUACCAAGUCUUGUGAGGGCAAGGAGUGUGAAGCCGAAUGUGAGGACAAGUGCAAGAGUGAGAAUUGCCUGUGCGACAAGUGCCAAUGUGAGAAAUGCCAAUGUGGAAAGUGCAAGAGUGAUAACUGCCUGUGCUCUGUGUGCAAGUGUUCCACGCGUCCAUGCGAGAAGUGCGAGUGCUAAGCGGAUUGCGGUGGAGGCAGUGUGCCAGGAAGGGAAAUGGAGAGAUUUUGAGUUAAGGAAUGGAGAG